Lingula anatina is the source of this 4884-nucleotide messenger RNA. RefSeq lists its product as uncharacterized. The record is from RefSeq and is a predicted model, not a curated record. Lineage: Eukaryota; Metazoa; Brachiopoda; Lingulata; Lingulida; Lingulidae.
CUGUAAGCCUACCUGUCAUCCGGGUAUCGCGCCUCGUUUUCGUCAAGUAGGAGUCGUAUGAAUACAACCACAUGGCGACAGACGGUAGUCGGUGAAAAAAUCGAAUAAUUUCAGUUGAUCAUGGCGUCUCCAAAUGAAAAGAGAGUACUCCCUCCCAUUGCUAACACAGACACAGACAAUUUUUGUUCAGCACCAAAACCCCCCAAAUUAACAAAGGUGCUAUUCACCAGUGAUGCCCACAAUGUGUCACACUCACAUGAUAGUUUCUUCAGUGGAGUUUGUGAGCGAUGUGGUACUGAAUUUUCACCAGAUGUAUCAGUCUGCACAGAUCAUACAGAUGUAGUUUGCUGUGACAAGUGUGGGUGGAUUGAAGAUUUGCAUAUCAAAGAAAAUAUUGGGCAAAGCUUUUCUGGAGAGCGACCUAUAGACAGCCCAGAUGUCACUGUUAUAGAAAAUAUAGAAAAUUUUGAGCAGAGUGUAUCUGAAGCAGAAACACAUUGUUUUGAAAAUGUUAAGCAGAGUUUAUCUGGAGAGGAACCUAUGGAAAGUCCAGAUACCAUUAUUGAAAAUAUUGAACAAGGUGACCAGUACCUACAUCAGCUACUGUCUUCUGUGAUAGCCAAGUCGCCCACUGAGUUGAAAGUGGUGAAAGAAAUUCUGACAGCUAUACAUCAUGGCAAUCUUAAAUCUUCUCACUUGCUAUUUCAUCUAAUUUAUGAAGCCUGUCAGCAGUUGAAUGCACCUUGCUUGAGAGGGAAUCGUUACUCAGACAUAACAAAGACUUUUUGGAAGCUGUUCCAGCUCAAAUUCGGAAGUGCCCCUUUAAGAUAUCUGUCAGGCUGGAAGUGUUAUGGCCAUGUUUUAAAGGGUGAGGCUGUAGAUGGCCAUUUUGAAACAAAUGGUGAAGAAACAGUUCUUGCCAUUCCCAAAGCAGAUGUCUUGCAAAAUUAUCAACCAGAUGGGUGUGAAUGGCCAGAAAAGAUCGCGCCUGGACUGUGCCAUGCAGUGGUGAAACAAGUUGCAGCAUGUGCCAAAGGAGCAAGUCUUUGCCUGUCCCUGGAUGGAAAAAAGGUGGCCCCUGGUCUCAAGGGGGACUUUGGGGAUGUUGAUCUUCUUGGACAUGAGCCAGAUGGAUCCCUGGCUUCUAAGCAGCAGCGUCAUGCAUCUGAGCUUCUGCACCUGCAGACAGCAAUUGACCUCCUGCCUCGGUGUGGCAGCCCAUUCAGUCAGAUGAUGUUCACAUCUACAGUACAAGAUAUUAUCACCAAUGUGUGUAUCAGGCGACUGGAACUGGCUGCAAUGCUUGAAAAGAAAAAGUUUACUCUAGGCAAGUUGCAGAGUGAAGCUGGACCAGAUUAUCGUUCCUCACGUUACUCAUAUGUUAUCAGCAUGUUGACUGCAAAUAUUGUGGAAAUCAAUGAGGCACUGAGAACGAAUGUUGAAGUAGUUGAUCUGUUAUCUAGUACUGUCUCUUCUAUGAAUGGUUUCCAGCAUCUACACAGUCCAGCUGAGGAGAAUCACCUAUGCAAUCUUCAACAGCUGAUUGACAUCGACAAAUUGUCCUCAGAAGAAGCAAAGAAAAGCAUUGAGAAAAUGGGACUCCCUUAUAUCAAGCAGAGAAGUUCGUAUUGGUUUUUUGCCCGAGAAAAGGCAACUUUAACUGGAUCCAGACUCUAUGAAGCCCUUGGUGGUGACACAUUGAAACGCCAAAGGGAAAUAUUUGCACAAGUAUUUGAAGGGCACACAGAAGCUGAGAAAUCACCAGAGGUGAAAGAAGCCAUGGCACAUGGUGUAAAGCACGAGAUGUGUGCUGUCACAACAGUUUGUAGGAACUUUCUUCCUGUGUACCACCCAAACUGGAAGUUUGUUGAAGUUGGAGGUUUUCCACUAGAUCUUGAAGGUGUACCUGUUGUUGUUUCUCCUGAUGGGUGUCUCACUGAGGAUGGUAAACCCCAGGCGGCUGUUGAGAUUAAAUGCCCUUAUUUCCGCAAACAGCUACAUGAAUUUAUUCCAGCCAGAUAUUAUCUUCAGGUGAUGGCAGAAAUGGUUGCAUUGGGGACUGAACAGUGUUUGUUUGUGUCGUUUGAGGACUCAUUUACAAGGUUAUUUCUUGUCCGUUUUGAUUUACCUGUUUGGUCCAUGGCUGUCCAUGAAAUUCAGUCUAUUUAUUCAACCCCAGGAUCAAGGCCAGCAAGCAGAACUGAAAAUGGCAAGCAACUUUUCAGGACUAUAAAAACCAACAUAAAGUCCAACUGCUCCCUCCUUGCCGAAGUUCGCUCUGUCCAUGUUUGUGACAAAGCAAACACUGUGCUGACAGAAAUGACCACUGCAUUCCCUUUUGUUGAAGUGCAUUGCAGGGCCAGAGAAAACUUCGUUUCAACACCUGAGUUUGUUGCCUCAAAACAGUCAGCUUUGGAAGUUGGGGACACUCAUUUACGCAAAGCCUAUGAACUCUUGUGCCAAAAGGCAACUGAGAUGGUUGCCCUAGUGAUCUCAGAUUUGGACCGUAUGAACAAACAAGACAGAAUUCUCGGUGUCCCCAUAAACUACUUCCUGAAGGGGUACAGCUUACCCAUGGACAUAAUGCGUAACAUUAUGGAAGACACUUUAGACAAACUACAUCAAGAAGGGCUGCAUGUUCCCAUCGUUUCUUUCGAUGGUGCUUUUAUGAAAUUAUUAAAUAGAGAUGAAAACAACCAUCCCAUGACCCUUGUCCAGUUGCAGAAAGACUUCUGGCAUGAGGUAAAAUCUCUUUCUAAGGCCAGCAUCAUUAGAGAUUUCAAAGAGCAGACGGGUCCAGAUCAGUACAGUGUGACCAGGGAAGGCGCGAGGUUUACUGUUGCUCUGCUAGAAGGGAUAAAGUUGCCAAAGACUGCUUUUGGUUGUGGGCCGGAGACGGAAGAAGAGGCUGCAACUGAUCCCAUGGAUAUGCUGAUCAGCAGGCUAGCAACAGACAAUGUUGGAUCAGAUCAGCACCAGCGUGAAGAUGAUACUCCUGGUUGUGAAGAUAAUAAGAUGAUGUUGGCUGCCAUGGCUCUCCAGUCACAUGCAAAGCAUCAGAGCACUCUUGACAGCACUAUUCUGCAGUUCUUUUCACAUGUGUCUUUAUUGCAGAAGUUAACUAUCCCAGAACUUCAAACAGUCUGUAAAGCUCUGAAUAUUGUUAUCUCAAAGCCCAAGAAACAAGUCAUUGUCGAAGCUAUUGCACAAGUGUUGAACAUUCCAGGCAGCUUUUUGGCCACCAGGAAGAAGAAUCCACCCUCCCUCCUGUCUCUUGCCACUAAACAGCUCACUGGAAAGAAAUACGCUAAAUCCUACCUGAAUGUCAGUUAUGCAGAAUGGAGGUUUCCACAAAAGGUUUCCCAAUGGAAUAAGAACCUUCCCUUUAAUCAUGAUAUGGUCAUUCCAGGCCUGGAAAAAUACUUUCCACUGCAGUGGUCAUAUUCACCCCAGUAUAGUGCCAGCAGAGAUCAGCUGGAAUUGCGUAGAAUUGACUCCACCCAUUUAUUGACCAGAACAAGAUCAGCAAUGAACCGCUCUGCUUGUCUUGGAUAUGCUGAAAGAGCACAUUUGAUGGAGGUGGCAGCAGACAUGACAACACAGCUGAAAGUUGGCAUGUUGGAGGACAACUUAAAUAUGCAAAGCACUGACCUGGCAUUAUUGACAUUUGGGGAAGAUGUACAGGAGGAAUUAGAGAAAAAAGGGUACUUCAGCAGUGCAUUCAUGUGCCAAAGGAUUAUGGAUUGGUUCAGGGCAUGUGAUGACCCAGCAAUACCAGCAUUAACCAGAUGUGAAAUGAAACUAAGAUAUCGCCAGAUACUGGAAGAAUUUGGGAGUGUAUUUAAGUUUCCACCCAUGGGAUCCCAUGUUGAAGGCUAUCCUAAAGUACUAUGGGAGGCUACUUUAGCUGCUGUCGAUUCAGAUAUACUUCUGUAUGCACUAUCCAGAAGGGGAACGUAUAACCAGAGAUCAGUGAGCAGCCAGCCAUGUGAGGGUCUCUUCUCUAGUCUUGCCACUCUUCCUUCUGCCCACAAUGGUGCACCAAGCUGUGUAAGCUUACAGACAGAUAUGGGGAAAGUAAUUGGAGAGUCAAUUAUUCGCUUGGAUUCUGAGAGGAACUUUCCUGUACGGCUCUCUGCAGCUCCUGUUUACUCUGAAAAGAAGUUGGCAGAGGAUGUUGGGGAAUUGCCCUGCCCGAAGGAGGUUCCAGUGUAUAUACAAAGUGUGGAAGUGAAGGAUCAUCCAUUUGAUUCUAAAAACAGGCGAAGGAGGGCACCACGCAAGAUUUGUGGAAUCUCCGAUCUUCAUGAACCAGGGAGAGGAGUUUCAGGUGUGCGUUCUUAUCACAAGAUAAAUGAAGGACAACUUAAUCCUCUCAUUCGGUUGGGCCUUUCUAGCAAUGCAACUCUGCAGAAUAUAACAAAUUAAUCAUGACUGAGGAACUUGCACAUAUAUGUAUAUUUUCUGUGAUCAAUGUUUCUGUACUGGCACAUAUUGCUUACCCUUUACCUGCCAAACCACUUUUGUUUUUUUUUUUUUAAAUAUAUACGGGGCACCUGUAUUUAGUAAAAUAACAGACUAAAUUGUUAAAGCAGCAUCAGUAUAGUAUUUCUGAUGACUUUUUUGUUUUACCUUUUCUUACACUAUUUAAGGAGGAUCAUCCCAUAAUUGCCAAUUUGGGUGCAAUGUAAAGUUUGAUGAAUUUAAAUGAGUGAAUUCAAUGGUUUCGUUACCUCAAAGCAAGUGCUUUUAUGCAGUCUGUUCAAUCAGUAUUUACAGAAGACGAGUUCUUAACAAUGUUUUUUCUUGCCUCAUGUUCUCCUGUGGUAUGUACAAUUAAAGCAAAAGCUAUCAGGAAAACUGUAAAUAAAUAUAUUAUUUACA